Schistocerca americana (American grasshopper) is the source of this 1158-nucleotide messenger RNA. RefSeq names its product succinate dehydrogenase assembly factor 3, mitochondrial (gene Sdhaf3). Bases 237 to 581 code for a protein of 114 amino acids. NCBI's taxonomy places the organism in Eukaryota, Metazoa, Arthropoda, Insecta, Orthoptera, Acrididae. The record is from RefSeq and is a predicted model, not a curated record. The transcript has 2 exons. Gene Ontology annotation, cellular component: mitochondrion; mitochondrial intermembrane space. Gene Ontology annotation, biological process: succinate metabolic process; mitochondrial respiratory chain complex II assembly.
CGAAAUGGAAUCGUUAUUCAAGAACUGUAGGCACGAGUCAAAUUUCGUUCUUAAACUUCAUACGAGCUCCUUACAUGAGCGACCGGAAUACAUUCGUAAGAGCUGCAGAUGAUCCACGUAUACUAAAAAGGACCAAAAAGAUUAAAAUUUGAUGCGCAUGCGCAUUGUGCUAAAAAUCGACGCUACACCUGAGAAGCUAGCGUGUGCCGUGUAUGAAUGUGUGUGAAAGUUCGUAGAUGGAGUUGGUACACGUUAGGAAUGUACGAUUUCUUUACAAAGCGAUACUAAAGUUGCACAGAGGAUUACCAAAGGAACUGCAAAUUAUAGGAAAUGGUUAUGUCCGAGAUGAAUUCAAGAGACAUAAAAGCUGUACUCCACAUGAAACCGAAUUGUUUAUGUCCGAAUGGACGAAAUAUGCUGUCUCCCUUGCUGAACAGUUGAAACUAAAAGGAGUUAAUAUGAAACAGUUCGGUGCGCAGUUGGAUGAGGACCGCAUCGAGCAGAUGAGAGAUGACCAGCUAUACCAGUUGUAUGAGCUAAUGGUUGCUGCGAAAGGAGAAAAUGCAGUUGAGCAUCAAUAAGUUGACUGCCUAGCAUUGAUAUGGUUGUGAUUAUAAAGAUUUGAACUGCUGGAGGUAUACCACAAAUAAUAUAAACCAACAGGUUUAGCCCGCAUCUCGUGGUCGUGCGGUAGCGUUCUCGCUUCCCACGCCCGGGUUCCCGGGUUCGAUUCCCGGCGGGGUCAGGGAUUUUCUCUGCCUCAUGAUGGCUGGGUGUUGUGUGUUGUCCUUAGGUUAGUUAGGUUUAAGUAGUUCUAAGUUCUAGGGGACUUAUGACCACAGCAGUUGAGUCCCAUAGUGCUCAGAGCCAACAGGUUUAGAGAUCCCCCUCACAUCAGUGUUCAAUGUUAUGCUAACAUGAGUACAACUGUAGUGAAUACUUGAAAUGUUUGUUUUGAUCUAUCUGUUAUCUCAAAGGAGAUCAGAAUCCCUUUGCUAUGAAUAUUACAGGGAAGACAGGGCCUGUUCCAGAAAUUUUGACAUGGAAUAGUGUUUGCUGACAAAGAAAAGUGUGCCUUUGUUUUCAAAUUCCUAUAUAGUUGUUAUUUAUGCAAUCAUUGUUAUCUGCUUAAAAUAAUAAAUUUUAUGAAACAGUAAA